Molecule: messenger RNA, 2545 nt
Organism: Rhinolophus ferrumequinum (greater horseshoe bat)
Lineage: Eukaryota; Metazoa; Chordata; Mammalia; Chiroptera; Rhinolophidae
Gene: RBM18
Product: RNA binding motif protein 18
Exons: 6
Coding region: 156-728 (190 amino acids)
Molecular function (GO): RNA binding
Source: RefSeq, a predicted model, not a curated record
GCGGCGGCGCAGGCGUAGUACGCCACUGGCGGCCUGGCAGCCGGCAGCGUUGAAGCUGACGCGUCUAGAGCGCCGUCGACCGCGGAGUAGGGACCCGCUUUGGGGGCAUGAGCCGAGCGGAAGACGCCGAGGCCACGAGUAUUUCAUAGAGAUUGAUGGAAGCAGAAACCAAAACUCUUCCCCUGGAGAAUGCAUCCAUCCUGUCAGAGGGCUCCCUACAGGAAGGGCACCGGUUAUGGAUUGGCAACCUGGACCCCAAAAUCACAGAAUACCACCUCCUGAAGCUCCUCCAGAAGUUUGGCACCGUAAAGCAGUUUGACUUCCUCUUCCACAAGUCAGGUGCUUUGGAGGGACAGCCUCGAGGGUACUGUUUCGUUAACUUUGAAACUAAGCAGGAGGCGGAACAAGCCAUCCAGUGUCUCAAUGGCAAGCUGGCGCUGUCUAAAAAGCUGGUUGUGCGGUGGGCACAUGCUCAAGUAAAGAGAUACGAUCAUAACAAGAAUGAUAAGAUCCUUCCAAUCAGUCUUGAGCCAUCCUCCAGCACCGAGCCCACUCAAUCUAACCUAAGUGUCACUGCAAAAAUAAAAGCCAUUGAAGCCAAGCUAAAAAUGAUGGCAGAAAAUCCGGAUGCUGAGUAUCCAGCAGCGCCUGUUUAUUCCUACUUUAAGCCACCAGAUAAAAAAAGGACUACUCCUUAUUCUAGAACAGCUUGGAAAUCUCGGAGAUGAUGAUUAUGAAUCACUGUAGCAGCAAAAGCAAAUUGGUCUUCACACCUGAAAUCCUCGGCCUUUGUACUUUCUAGAUGUGACUGGUACUAUCCAACAGAGCACAAUCAAAUGUUAAGAAUUUGGUAGCAUAACAGUUUUGGAUGUUCCUAUGGAUGUUUCUGCCCUGAAGUAUGUGUGGAAUUGAGCAUCUUCCAGAAUAAAUAGGAUCGUAUCCAAAAUUGUGAUUUGAAAACUGGGAUGCUCUAGUUGGCUGGUUUGUUUGUAUUUGUAACUCCAGAAACACUAUAUAGUGUUCCAGAGAGAAAGGCAAACACAAAAAUGUUACUAUUUAAAUCAGGAAACUAAAUUUAUUAUGGUCCUAAAAAAAUUAAUAAUAAUAGAGCAUUUUGGGGGGACUAAAGUGUCCUCACAACGUAAAAGAUUCAGGGAGGGAAGUGAGAGAUUUUGAAUCAUGUUCAGAACUGUUGUUCCAGAAUUUACUAUGGCAAUCCCUCCAAUUGGACUAAAACAGAAAAAGUUCUUGGCAAAAAGAAGCUGGUUGUUUGAGCAAAUGUUGUGGUAAUCUGUUUAAGAAUUAUGUUUAUUGUUUCAAAAUCCCAAUUAGGAAAAUAUGGUGUAUAUCUUAAAAUUGUUUGUGUCAACAAAACUGGAAAAUCAAAUUUAGCAUUUUGUACCACAACAAAAGUUUUAUUUGAAAGUCCAUCUUUUAUUCUAUAAUGAUCAUUUUUUAAAAAUCUUAAUAUAAUCCUGCCUUCGAUAAUACUACAAAUGUUGUUAUGAACGUGGGACUUUUAAAAUCACGCUAUUGCAUGAGAUUGUUUUUAUAGCAUGAGACUAUUCUAUUUGGAGUUGUAUCAUGGUUAAUCUAAAUAGAAAAGCAAAAUUUCUUUGAAAACCUAAACGCUUCUAUAUUGAUCUCUAUCAAACAGAUUUAUUUAUUAAUUGUUUAGGGGUCUGAGUAGAAGAAAUUGAAGUGUCUUGUGCGGGGUGAGGUGGGGACGUACAACGGACACAGUUGAUGGAGCAGGCACUGCUCUGGCACCAAGAUUGUAAUGACCUCAUGUCUUAUGUAGUUUUUAGAGGCUUGAAAGUCUGCAUGACUUACAACAAGAGGGAGAGAAAAAUAAAUCAUAUUUAUUUGGGAGUGUGUUUCUCUCAGCAGUUUUGGUCAUUUGGGUGCCGGGUUGACAGACUGUUUUCACUGGGCAGCACCGUUGCUUCUUUCCCGGGUAAAUCAUAUUUUUUUUUGACCCUCGGUGCCAUUCUUAGUGAUUACAGACUUUUUACCAUUAUUCGUAGCAAGAGAAAACUUUCAUUAUAAGAACUUAAGUCUUCCUAUGAGCAUAAAUGAAUUUAAGGCACUGAACCAAAACUUCAGCACAGUGAGGUUUCAGAAUUCCCAGAACUGGUUCAGAGAAAUUCUUACCACCUUUCCCAAGGUAAAUCUUUUUAGCUAUCUUUAGGUAUUAAAUACUUUCUGCGUUUAUUAGUUCUGUCUAUGAUGCAAGUAACUCUUCUUCCUCUUGGGGGGUGGUUCAGGGAGGUGGGAGCGUCCUCCCAUUUUUCUGGUGACUAUUCUUAGAGUAUGGAAUCCACCAUUUGAUCCUUAAGUCCUCAAAGGGUUGUGGUGGAGUAGGACUUACUUAAUGCAAAAUCCGUCUUCUAUUUUUAACAGGAACUUAGAAAAUACUUAACUUUGAAUUAUCUAGAAUUGUUUCCUUUAAAAACCAAAACUAUUUAUUUGUAUUUAAAGCAAUGUUUAUUAUUUGUACCGAUUCUUAUUCCUCUGUGUGAAUAAAUGUAAGAUGGUGUCUGUG